CGGCCGGCUCGCUCGGACAGUGGAGCGGGCUCGUGUUCAGCCAUCUUGCCGUGUCCCUGUGGCCAAUGUGCUUGGCGUAGGGAGUGGGACAUAAAUUCACGUGAAUGACCCAGUCUUGACAUUAAGUGAAGAAUCUGGUUCUGAACAUCAAGAGCCAAGCGGGAGUAUAGCUGAAGCGAAAUUUUUAUCGCAGGAGGCUGUGCCUGGUUCGUCCGUGUAGGAGCCAUGGCUGAGCAGCCAUUCUCAGACUCAUGGCAGCGUCUGCGCAUGCGCAAGCCGCCAGAAUACAUCCACCAUCUGCUAACCAAUGGCAUGACGGAGCCAGCAGAUCACUCGGCCACAGCCCGGCCCAGGCCCUCUUGGUUUGAUGAAACACUCUAUAAAAGGGGACAGGAGUGUUUUCAUCACAACUGUUUGACACUGAUGAUGCUGCACCUGGUGGGGCUUCUGCAAAUCCUCAAUGUGCCAUCCAUCCUGAGUGUGCUCAUUGACAGCGGCAAGUCAGCCACCAGAGAGACUGCCUUCCUGAGGUACCUGGAGACGGUACGCAUGGUGAUCGGCUGGUACCGCGGGGACGUGUUCCACACCGAGCAGCGCUCCGGCCGUCGGAUGCGGACGGUGGACGGCCGCCACUCGCGUGCGUUUCGCCACGCUGCCGCCGCCGGCGCCGGCAGGCCCUCCCAGUACGACAUGGUGCUGACGCAGUGGGCGUUCUGCGGGUACGCCCUGCUGCGGGAGGGCCCUGAGACCGGCCUCCUGCUGCGGCCCGGCUACCUCGACGGUCUGGCGCACUUCUGGCGCUGCGUUGGCUACCGGCUCGGCAUCCCCGACAGCCUGAACAUGUGCGGCCCGGACCUGGCGACGGCGCGGCGUCGCGCGGACGCCAUCCUCCAGUUCGUGAUGUGGCCGCUGCUGGCGGACCUGCCGGCUCACCCGCGCUUCGUGCCCAUGUCCAACGCCAUGCUGGAGGGCGUGAGUCUGAUCGUGCCGCCGUGCGACAACCUGUCGUAUCGCGCGCUCGCUUGGCGGCUGGCCUUCCCCGCCCGCCAUCAUGUUCCCACCCGGCCCUGGUCGCGGCUCACGUACUGGGCCAUGCGAUGGCUGUACAAUCUUGCCUGGAGAGACGACUGGGUGGGGGCUGCCGUACGGGCGUUGGGGAACUUUCUGCUCUAUGUAGCCGUGCGCACGUGCGCGCAUGCGCGCUUCGUGCCGUGGACGUCUAACGUGCGACGCAAGGCCAUCACGUUCUGGUGGCUGCUGAUAAAGGAUGUGUGGUGCUGGGCUUGCGAGCUGAUUGGCGCGCCAUCCUGCGGCCGCUGGGGGAAGCAGUGGUUGCAUCGUCGUUCGAUAGAUGACACCGUGGCGGUGUGGCGGCAGAGUGUGGUUGCAGAGACAAGGGAGGAAAUUCUGACGGGAUUUUAUGGAAAGGCUCAGGAAGACAGCAGGACGACUGAGUGACUUAAGCAGUGGUACGGUCGCAAGCUCUGGUUCGGCUCUUAAAACAGUGGCCUUUCCCGCAAACUCGGGUCAGUAGCGAGGCGUUUGGCGGUACACCCGUCUUGCAGUAUCGCAAGUUUAUAAGCGUUGCCUCCACGUACACAUGUUGAACGCAGAUACUCACAGCUCCCGUCCAUUAACUCAGGGGCACAGUUACCUUCAUUUGAUGUUUUUUUUGCAGUGCACGUUGCGUAGUUGUUAACUUUAUGGGCUGAAACGUCUUGGUCUGCACAUGUUUUGAUUUGCAUUGUCGUCAGCGAUUUGUGGCCUUGCUCGUGAUCAUCAGGAAACAUUUCUAAAUUAUUUCGGGCUUCUGGCACGUUACUGAUCGAACCCAAAAGCAAGAAACGUGACGAAUACUGUGCAUAGCACGAAGCAACUGUGCAUAGCACGGUGUUCGUGUUUACAGCGGCACUCUGAACUUCUGGUGAGCGGAUCCGCGAAGAUAUGUAACAUUGAUGUAGCAUUGAUGGCUGGAAUGCCCCCAACGCCCGUCAUUCAGAUAGUGUGAAAGGACGCGCAAAUCGUGUGUGGUUCUCAAAUUUUCCGAGUGCACGGUUGUCCGGCACGGAUAGAGCGCCUUGUCAGCUGAUCACAAACCACAUCCGACUUGCGCGCCAGCUUCAGCACUAUCCGACUUACGUGCACUUUGAUCCCUCCGAGAUAUGCUGGUCUCAGGGUGGUCAGAUUCUUGUUGCAUCUCAGUGUAAGGUCUCUUUAUAUUUGAAAUGAAGGAAGGUUCAUCUCGCUAUUCCAUCCCUGACAUGCAUGUUGUUGGACCAGAAGUACGGGGUUCGAUUCCCUACGUUGCCCGCCCUUUCUGCCCGCCAGGGUGCAAGGCAGGCGACGCCAUUUAGCCUCAGCAGCUGAGUGCGUCGUAAGGUCCAAUGACUGUCAGGGAUAUUAUUGUUUUAUAUUCUGUUUUAUGCAUUCAUAGACGAGCAGGGCCGGUAGAAUGGUGCUGCUGCGGAAUUGCAAUUUCGAUAAAUGUGCUUGAUGCGUUCAGGGUCAGUGGAAAUCGGUGUUCGACUUGUCUUCAAAUUCAGACGUACCGCGCUCUCUUUUUAUUUAUGCGAAGAAUAGGCAUUGGUCAGCCGGGCACCCGUUGUCUUUUGACUCGUGUGUUCGAAAAGUAAUCGUUGAUGGUGUCGUUUGAUUUAUGAGGUGCGUUAUAUACCCUUCAUCCUAUAUAUGACUGCUGUUUGUUCUGGUGACCAGCUGUCGUAGAUUUCAUAUGUUACGUCAUGUAGCUCGUGUGUACGAGUUUAACUCGGUGAUGGCGUUAAUUUCUGUGUCAGGUACGUUAAAUACUCAUCACUCCUUAAUUUGUUAUUGUUGUGUGUUCUGCCACCUGUCGCUGCAUAUCAUGUGCUGUAUGUCCUGCUUUCCUCACUGGGUUUUCCCAGCUUGACAUGCCGGCCAGGGCAUGCUAUGAGAGACGUAAUGAAACGGGUCGGAAUCCUUGCGGCAGCUAGCUCACGGGUGUGGGUGUGUUACGAUGUCGGCAUAAUGCGGGUGAUGGCAGAGGGAGCGAGUGUUGCCCUCGCCCUUUCUGUGUUAGCUGUAGAGAGAGCCUGUCGUGCUGGCGUUUGGUUUCCAGGCAUAUUUACUGCAUUCGGAGAGCUGUCUCCAGCUCACCGUGCACCUGUGUUUCGUUUUCUGUGCUUGCUUCGGGGACCAGCGUGGAGCGUCUUGAUGGGAAGUGCUUGCUAUUUUGUCAUGACCCGGCCAGACCUGCAAAUACUCAUGACAUUGUCAUGUCAUGUCAUGUCAUGUCGUGACAUUGUUGCGCCGUGACAUUGCGCCGGCGCGUCACCGCAGUCCAUCUUCCGUUGUCUUCCCAUGUUUGUUGUUGUUUUUGCGAGCGAUUCGGUGCAUCUCGGCGGUGCUACUUUAUACAUUUCUAAUAAAACUUGACGGUUUGUU
This is a messenger RNA of Pollicipes pollicipes, 3423 nucleotides long. RefSeq lists its product as uncharacterized. Bases 226 to 1458 code for a protein of 410 amino acids. The transcript is spliced from 6 exons. The record is from RefSeq and is a predicted model, not a curated record. NCBI's taxonomy places the organism in Eukaryota, Metazoa, Arthropoda, Thecostraca, Pollicipedomorpha, Pollicipedidae.